CUUCUCUCUCCUCCACCUUCUGUUCUGUUCCAUUACAUUACCAUUCUCUCUCUAUCUGCCUCUCUCAAUACACACAAUUUGUCGCCACCUUAAUUCUUGCCAUGUCUUCUUCAAAUAUCAACCAUUUUUCUCAGCCAUGCAUAUAUGAGAGAAAGCCAAAGGUUAUGAAAUGGCUGACUAAGAUUUUCAAGGGUGGGUCAUGUAAUAGGGGAUCGCAACGUGGACGUCAACCCCAGUUUCUAGAAGAUGAAAAUAUGGUUUCGCGCGCUCCAGUCAGAUCAUUGGAUGAUCGCUCUAGGGCUAGUACAGAAAAAGAGGAACUAGACCAAAAUGCAACUGCAUUAUCUUUGGCCGAAGAUUUGAAAAGACCAGGAUACAAAUGUAGGACUGACAAUGAUGAAGAUCUAGGAAGUUCACUUAACCAUGACCUUACUUCAUCGUCAUAUCCGCCUCCUUAUGCUCCUUUAUAUGCACCUUGGGAAUAUAAUCCCAGAAGUUAUAGAAUAUGUAGUGGCUGCCAUGGGGAUAUUGGCUCUGGCAAUUAUUUGGGAUGCAUGGGAACUUUCUUUCAUCCGGAUUGCUUUCUUUGUCGUGCUUGUGGUUAUCCAAUUACUGAAUAUGAGUUUUCUUUGUCAGGGAACAAUUAUUAUCACAAAUCAUGCUUCAGGGAAAUGACUCACCCCAAAUGUGAAGUUUGCCACCAAUUUAUCCCAACAAAUGCAACAGGCUUGAUUGAGUAUAGGUGCCACCCGUUUUGGUCUCAGAAAUAUUGUCCUUCACAUGAGAGUGAUGUCACAAAACGAUGCUGUAGUUGUGAACGUCUGGAGCCGUGGAAUGCAAGAUAUAUAUCGCUUGGGGACAGUAGGAGCUUAUGUUUAGAGUGCAUGGAAUCUGCUAUCAUGGAUACCGGGGACUGCCAACCGCUUUACCAUUCAAUCAGAGACUAUUAUGAAGGCAUGAACAUGAAAAUAGACCAGCAAGUUCCUAUGCUUCUCGUUGAAAGACAAGCACUUAAUGAAGCCAUUGAAGGGGAAAAGCAUGGUUUUCAUCAUAUGCCUGAAACGAGAGGUCUAUGCCUAUCAGAAGAGCAGACAGUCACCAGUAUACUCAAAAGGCCAAGAAUGGGUGGUCGUGAAGUAGUAGGAAUCAGAACACAUCCUCAGAAGCUAACUAGAAAAUGUGAAGUUACAGCUAUUCUAGUGUUGUUUGGCCUCCCAAGACUACUUACUGGUGCCAUUCUUGCUCAUGAACUGAUGCAUGCGUGGUUACGUCUAAAAGGAUUCCGUAAUCUCAGCCUUGAGGUAGAAGAAGGAAUUUGCCAAAUGCUUUCCUACAUGUGGUUGGAAUCAGAGGUAAUGCCUGUAUCCAGAGAAAUGCCAUCGACGUCAACUGCUUCAUCCUCGUCAUUGUCAUUAUCCAAGAAAGGUGUUAAGUCUGGAGUAGAGAAUAAGCUGGGUGAGUUUUUCAUGCACCAGAUUGCCCAUGAUACUUCUCCAGCAUAUGGUGGAGGAUUUAGAGCUGCUAAUGAAGCCGUGAAUAAGUAUGGUUUAAGACGUACAUUGGAUCACAUUUACCUCACAGGAAGUUUUCCUUUAUGAUACCAUCAUUGUAACAUCUCUGGCCGUGGCUGUUGAAGGUCUCUUCUGCUGUAUGGCAAUUCAGAAGUCAUUGAAUUGACUGCUCAUUGAUCUUGCAAAGCUGGAUUUGCUCCCCUCAUUUUUUAUGGGAUUCAUCUGUGGAUGCUCAGUCCCAAAGAGAAGUAUAUGCCACAAUGAAAAAUAGAAGAACCACUUCUUAAUUGUCCUUAAAAAGCUUUUACGCUCUGCAUGAUGUCAAUAAGAUGUAAUUCAUUUGUUUUACUUUUUGAGUGAAAAUACUAGAAAUAUUGACCACAUUGAAAUACAGGAUUAAGAAGCAACCGAUUAGCUUCAGAUGUAUUCCCCUAACGUCAGUAAACAUUAUGUGAGUCGUACAGAGAAAGCUGAUUGCUUGUC
Messenger RNA from Nicotiana tabacum (common tobacco), 1994 nucleotides. Its product is annotated as protein DA1-related 2-like. Lineage: Eukaryota; Viridiplantae; Streptophyta; Magnoliopsida; Solanales; Solanaceae. The record is from RefSeq and is a predicted model, not a curated record. Gene Ontology annotation, molecular function: ubiquitin binding.